Molecule: messenger RNA, 2876 nt
Organism: Nycticebus coucang (slow loris)
Lineage: Eukaryota; Metazoa; Chordata; Mammalia; Primates; Lorisidae
Exons: 3
Coding region: 543-1187 (214 amino acids)
Source: RefSeq, a predicted model, not a curated record
AAAUUUAAACAUAUCCACAACCUUACUCGCAUUAGGUUUGGUUAUUAUCUGUUUGCUUUAAAGACGUCAAAAACACUCGUUAAAUCUUAACUAAAAGGAUUGUCUUGCAGUUAAAAACCAAACCAAAAAUGCUCCACCAGUAAAAUGAGCUCAACUUUUGGUGCAUGCUUGUACAUUUUCACGAUAGGAUAGUUAGAAAAAACACUCCAUCCAAAUGUGCAGAAUGAUUGCUCAUCUAUUCGCGCCAGUUCAUUAAAUUUCCUAAUGGCAACUAUGGAAGAAUAAACACUUUUAUCCUGAAAGCUUUUGGUCUUUAAACAAGUACAUUAUAACAGAGACGGGAAAACAGCGUUCCCAAGAAUUCGAAAGGGACAACGAAUUCUGGUGGGACCGCCAGGGAGGUUCCUGCUCCCCGUGCAGUACCUGGGAGCAAAGAGCCGCCUGGAGGACCUGGAGGGCGGGGGUCCCCUUCGGGGUGGCAGGGGCACGCGGGACGGGAACCCCACAGUUGCCAGUGUCCGCCGCGGGCCCGCGCCCCGCGGAUGGCUCCCCGGCUCCCGGGGCACAGGGACCGGGGUGUCCCGGGAGCUCACACCGCGGCGGCGGAGAGGAGCUCAACAACAAAGCACGUGGCUGGGGAGGGGCGGCCGCGGGAUGAGCACCCACGUCGCUCCGGGGCCAGGGGCAGGCUGCGAGCCCCGGCGGCCAUCUGGGAAGGGCUGUUGGGGGGCGACGCCCGGGUCCCGUGGCUAAGGGCAAAGCGCCAGGCCCCGCUACACCCUCACGGCCCCCUUUCCUCCGCGGCAGGCUCAGAGAAAACCCAGCCCGGGAAGCCGCCGGCCCCCCGCGCGGUCCCACUGGAAUUCGCUAGCGAGUCUCCGAUUUCUGGGGACACACUUCUUCAAGCAACGUGCUUGCUCCGGGACCGGUGCUGCCCCGCCGCGUCGGAGGCGCAGAGUUUUCUUCAGGGGGGUCCCGCCGGCGCGCCGCGCUCCCCACCUUGCCUGCGCCCGCGCGGAGCCAGCGGUUCUCCACGCAGCCAGCAUCCCGAGAGACGCGCCGCACACCGACGGAGGGGACAUGGGCAGAGCGAUGGUGGCCAGGCUCGGGCUGGGGCUGCUGCUCCUGGCACUGCUCCUACCCACACAGAUUUAUUCAAAUCAAACAGCCGUAACAAUUCCAAGUAACUCCUCCCAGAGUACCUUGGUUGCCGCGAAUCCAGCUAAUGCCACCAAGGCAGGUGGCAGUGCCCUGCAGUCCACAACCGGUGUCCUCAUGGUCUCGCUCUCUCUACUACAUCUCUGCUGUUAAGAGACUCAGGCCAAGAAACAUCUGUACUACCCCAUCUUCUAAAUCCAAUCCAAACGGCAUCUAGAAGUCCAGUGUGGCAAGGAAAAAACAGGUCUUCAUCGAAUCUACUAAUUCCACACCUCCUUUGAUUAACACAGAAAAUGUUGAGAUCCCAAAUCGAUUGGUUUGAAGAACAAGUGAAGGGUUUGACUAGAUGAUGGAUUGCCAGUAUGAAGGCUCCUGGAGUUUCAUGUACAAGAGGAAGAGUGGCAACAUCCAAAAUUAGCAAAAAUAUGAUUUCCUUGAAUGUGGCUUAAGAAAUACGGACACUUAAAACUACUGAGAAAAUAAGAAUAGAUUAUGUAUCUUUGUCUAGAAAUAAAGGAUAUGAUGUGGAAUGGGGGUUCAGUUUUCAUUUGGUUCAUUUGUUCUAUAAGGCCAUAAAAACAGGUAAUAUAAAAAAGCUUCCAUGACUCUAUUUAUAUGUACAUUAGAAGGAACUUCCAGUUGUUACUGUAAAUCCUCAGUGUAUUGUUUCAGCAGUACUAAUUUAAUGCCGCCAAUAUACUCUAGAUGAAAAUUUACAUUGUUAAGCUAUCACUGUUCUUUUGGGACCUGAACACUUUUUUUCCUCUGAGGCUUUGGAUUUAACAUUGCAUUUGACCUUUUAUGUAAUAAUUGACAUGUGCCAGAGCAAUAAAGGAUUGGAAUCUCCCCCAAGGCCAAGCAUCCUGAGUAACUCUUGCGUAUCCUUAUAGAGUCAAGUGGUAGGCAUUUCCUUGAAUCUAUUGCCAUUCAACAAGAGCACCAGGUCCUUUUAGCUGAACUGAUUCCAAAGAGUAGAUAGAAUUGCAUUGAUUUCAACUAAUGUCAAAGUGAGUUUUAUUUCUGCAUAUGUUGAAUACUUUUUAUAAUUUAAGGAAGGAUCUGUUUUGAAGGCAAAAUUACAAAUCUUGAAAUUAAAUAAGGCAAAGAUCUGAAGGAGCCAAAGGUGUAAAUCAAGUAUUUGGAAAAGUUAAGAUUGGAAGCUAACUUUCAUUAAAUUUGCAAAAACUUUUAUACUCUUUCUGUAAAUAUUUUUUUUUUUCUUAAAUCAAUGACAACUUUGGGUCAGAAUAGCCACAUUUGGAACACCUUUUUGUUAAUCAGUCAAUAUUUUUAGAUAGUUAGAACCUGGUUCUAAGCCUAAAAGUAGGCUUGAUUCUGCAGUAAAUCUUUUACCACUGCCUGGAUACACAGAAACCUUUUGAAAAAUAGACACUCCAUGAAGACUUUUGUUCGCAUGGUCACACACUGAUGCUUAGAUGUUCCAAUAUCUGAUAUGGCCACAGUAGUGGUGGUGACCAAAGUCAUUCUUUUUCCAUCUUUAGAAACCUACAUGGGAACAACUAGACAGACGGGACAGAUCUGAAGCUACUGUGUGUGUGAAUGAACACUCCCUUUGCUUUGUACCUGAAUGCCAUACAACUAUUUUGAAUUGUAUAUUGUGUUUGUGUAUUUAUGCUUUGAUUCAUAGUAAUUUCUCAUGUUAUGGAGUUGAUUUGCAUUGAACACAAACUGUAAAUAAAAAUAUGGCUGAAAGAGUA